CGCGGCACGCUGGGAAAUGGAGUCCGCGCUGCUGUGGGGCGGCUGCCAUGCGGUGCCGGCCAGGCCGCGUCUCCGAUCCCAGGCUGAAGCAGCGCAUCAAGCAGUAUCUUGCAAGCAGUAAAUGUGGGGAGUAUGUUGACAUUGGAAUUCUAGCAUCUGAUUUGCAGAAAACCUACAGUGUAGAUUAUGGACGAAGAAAAAGAAAUGCCUUUAGAAUACAAGUUGCAAAAGUGUUUGAAAUAAUCAGUAAUGAAAAAGAACGUGAAGAUUUGGCAGUUUUAGAAUCUGAACAUGUGGCAAAAAGAGCAAGACAACAAGAGAAAAAUGAGACUACUGGAAGUGGCACAGAUGACUCUGACUAUGAUGAUUAUCCAGAAGAUCUAUCUACAAACCAGAUGAACAGUUCCCUGCUAAGCUUAUACAAGAAAGGAAAUCCUGAUUCUGUUCUACCCACUCCACAAAAUGGCCCAGUGGAGACCUCUCCUUGUGUGAGAACAGCACCUCAAACAAGCACCCUCACACCAGGAUCCAGAGGUGAAAGAUGGAUCUCUGAUGGUGGCUGGUUCAUUGAUAAAACUCCUGAUGGCAAAGACUUCUUCAUUGACCUUUCUGAGGAUGGGGAAGGAGAGGAAAAGAGACCAAUUUCUGAGAAAUCAACAGAAUUUUCUGUCUUGGAGAGUGAAAGAAAGAAGACAAAGGGCAGGAGAGCAAAAAGAAAAAAAGGAGAAUUUGCUGAUGUAGAUGGGGAAAUUGAAUCCAUGUUACUUAAGAAAGUGAGAAAUAAGGGUUCAGAGCUUUACCACCCUUCAGUGAAGUUUGAGGAUGUAGGAGGCAAUGAUGAAACAUUAAAGGAAAUAUGCAAGAUGCUCCUUCACAUCCGUCAUCCUGAGGUUUACACCCACUUAGGAGUGGUUCCACCUCGGGGCUUUCUUUUACAUGGGCCACCAGGGUGUGGGAAGACACUGCUGGCACAGGCAAUUGCUGGGGAGCUUGCACUCCCAAUGUUGAAGGUGGCAGCAACAGAGAUUGUGUCUGGAGUGUCAGGGGAAUCUGAGCAGAAACUGAGGGAACUGUUUGAGCAGGCAGUGUCCAGCGCUCCAUGUGUCCUUUUCAUUGACGAGAUCGAUGCGAUCACCCCAAAGAGAGAAGUCGCAUCGAAGGACAUGGAGCGGAGGAUUGUAGCUCAGUUCCUGACUUGCAUGGAUGACUUGAAUAAUGUGGCUGCCACUACCCAGGUCCUUGUUAUUGGAGCAACAAACAGACCUGACUCCCUGGACCCUGCACUGAGGAGAGCUGGGAGAUUUGACAGAGAAAUUUGUUUAGGGAUCCCAGAUGAAGGGGCAAGAGAGAAAAUUCUUCAGACUUUGUGUCGAAAACUGAAGCUCCCUGAGGGGUUUGAAUUCCGUCAUUUGGCACGGCUGACUCCGGGCUUUGUGGGGGCUGAUCUGAUGGCCCUGUGCCGUGAGGCAGCCAUGGGCACAGUCAACAGGGUCCUGAUAACUUCAGAGCAGCACAGGAGGGAACACACACACUCUGGGGGGAGCACAGCUGAAGGCAGCCCAGGGACAGGAACAGACAUCCUGGUGGAAGAGGGCACCGACCAACCAGAACUUCCACCUAAGGAUGAAUUGCAGAGACUUUUGGGUUUGCUGAAGGAGCAGGCCCCCUUGCCUGAGGAGCAGCUGCAGAAGCUGUGCAUUGAGAUGAAUGAUUUUAUUGUUGCACUGUCAUCAGUGCAGCCCUCUGCCAAGAGAGAAGGCUUUGUCACAAUCCCUGAUGUGACAUGGGCAGACAUCGGAGCCCUGCAGGAUGUUCGGGAGGAGCUGACUAUGGCAAUAUUGGCACCUGUGCGAAACCCAGAGCAGUUUAAAGCUCUGGGCCUGACUACUCCUGCUGGUGUCCUGCUUGCAGGGCCUCCAGGGUGUGGCAAAACACUGUUAGCUAAGGCCGUGGCAAACGAGUCUGGGCUGAACUUCAUAUCUGUGAAAGGUCCUGAGCUGCUAAAUAUGUAUGUUGGUGAAAGUGAACGUGCUGUACGUCAGGUGUUCCAGCGUGCCAGGAAUUCAGCCCCCUGUGUAAUAUUCUUUGAUGAAGUUGAUGCUUUGUGCCCUCGGAGGUCUGACCAUGAAUCAGGAGCCAGUGUGCGGGUUGUGAACCAGCUCCUCACAGAGAUGGAUGGGCUGGAGAAUCGCCAGCAGGUUUUCAUUAUGGCAGCCACAAACAGGCCAGAUAUAAUUGACCCAGCUAUCCUGCGUCCUGGUAGGCUGGAUAAAACACUCUAUGUGGGUUUGCCACCACCUGAAGAUCGACUUGCUAUUUUGAAGACCAUCACCAAAGAUGGGACCCGGCCUCCCCUGGAGAGUGAUGUGAGCCUGGAGGAGAUUGCUUACAGUCAGCACUGUGAUUGUUUCACAGGGGCAGACCUUUCAGCUCUCGUGCGUGAGGCUUCCGUUUGUGCCUUGAGACAGGAAAUGGCCCUGAAGAAUACUCAAAGCAAGAAGGGAGAAAUCAGGAUUUCUCGUAAACACUUUGAAGAAGCUUUUAGGAAAGUGAAGUCUUCAGUGUCCAAGCAGGAUCGAAUAAAGUAUGAAGAACUGCAUCAGUCACUGUGCAGCUGAUACAUUUGGAUAAUUCCCAAAAGCUACUAACUCUACACUGGUGAAGAGUCUGCAGUUCCUGUACCUGUUUUCAAGAGCCAGGUUGGAAAGAAGAUGUACUAAAUCCAUCUCUCAACUUUUUAUACUGCACACCUUGAAAAAAGGAAUUCACAACCGACUGCUCUAAAGCAUCCUUAAUUUAACUGUCUCCAGAAUAAAAGAUACAAUACAUGCUUCCUUCUUAUAACCAUUUGCAUUUUCCAAAUGAAUGCUUUUAGUGCUAAAAAGCUAAUACUAUUCUGACUUAUUUGCUGCCCUUAAUCAGAAAUCUUUGAGGCACUGACUAACCCUUCCAAGUGUUUACACUGCUCAAAUAGCUGUUUUCAAUCAUCAGAGAAAAUUGCUGUGUUUUCCAGAACAAGGACAAGGAAAGAAGAACUGGGAGGACAGAGCUGUGAAAGUAGGCUGGGAAAGUGCUGCACUGGAUGUUAUCACACCAUUAAUCAUGCAUUUUCCGAGUACAGUGACACAUGAUUGUGCCACCACAGGUUCUCAGAGCUGCUAACAGCUUCCUUCCACCUCACCAAAAUAAACUGCCCACAGAAAGAAAGCUGGGAUGGUUACCUAGGAGAGAGUAAAGUUUGGAAAUUGCAGUAGUGCUAUGACACUGUGACUCAGCCUAGGAAGCAUUUGAGUUAAGAGGUACUUAACAAGCUGGUUCUUAAUUAUUUUUCUUAAACAGAUAAAUUUUCAGUAUCAUGAAGUAUUUAUUUAAGAUAAAAUACUGGAAAGUGACAGCACCUACAAGCUUUCAGGGAAAAAACCCAAUGGAAUAGUUUUUGUAAUCAACAUCUCAUCUGUAACAUCCCCUGCUACCUAUUUAAGAGAGAGAUCAUUUAAUCUCCUACUUAAAUUCAUUUAAAGAAAUACACUGAACAACCGGAUCUAACUUUUAAGACUGGUCUUGAUAGAGAAUAGUACCUUACAUCUUAAAUUCUAACAAAUUCUAAGAAAUCUUGCUGCACCUUUUUACCUGAAGGUACAUGUUGAAGGUACAUGUAACUUACCACCACAGACUUGCAUUUAUAAAAUAUCAACGCUCAUGGCAGCUUGUUUUUACCAGUGGGAUAUUUGCUCAACAUAGGAUGACAUUCCUUCCCUCUCCUAGGGAAGCUGGAGCCUCAGUGACUCAAAUUCUGACUCAUAAGACUAACAAAGUCCCUGUAUAUAAAGCAGAUGAUGAUGUGCCAGCUUUUAAUUGUAAAUCAUGCUUGAAGUUUCAGCUAUGAUUCCCAAAAAUUCAAGAUAAGCAUCAUCAUUUUCAAUCAACACCAGAUUGGAAGGAAACCAGUGAUCAUCUGGUUCAACCUUUCUUGGAAAAAAGCCCAGUCUAGAUGUGAUGGCCCAGCACCCUGUCCAGCUGAAUCUUACAAGUGUCUGACACUGGGGAGUCCACCACUUCCCUGGGGAGAUUCUUCACAAUGAGAACAAUCAACCAGUGGAAUAGUUUUCCUCAUUUCCAAUUGGAAACACCCCUUACCCCUCAUCUUUUCUACACUGCUGUUGUAAAAAGGGAAUCUCCCUCCAUCUUCUUUGUAACCACCCCUGGAACAUGGUGGUAAGUUCUCUCCCUAAGCUUAGUUUUCUCAAGGCUGCAGAAACACAGUUCUCUCAGUCUUGGCUUAUAAUACUACAACAGUAUAAUAAUAAUGAUACACUCAAUUCAUGUGAGUGGCUGAGUAAACCAAUGAGAAGAAUAAGUGAUUUUUUUCUUUAUGGAUAUACAGAGAAAAUUCCUGCUAACAUACUUGAGGAUAGCUGCAAAUGAUGAGCUUAGCCAGGAGUGGAGUCCUCAAGUUCUGGCAUAUGCACCUGAGAAUUCUCCUUUCCUUUUAUGAUGAUAUUCCUGUGUAUGUAUGGAGCAAGAGAGUGAAGUAGGACUUGCAAGGCAGGAUAAGGGAGGAAAUGCUAUCAAGGAGUAGCAAUAGCACUGAAGUCUUGUCAAGAGUGCCAGCACAAAACAUGUUUAUUAUUCAUGGUGUCUCAUUAUUCUUUAUAACAGGCAGUAGAGGAAGGAGGAUGCAGGAGGGUUUGAAUGCACAAGAAAAUCUGAAGUUAAGGUGACAGGCAGGAAGAGCCAGGUCAGUCAAGUGUCUGCUCACCUUGUCUGGGCUCCAUGUGCACAAGGAGCAGGCAGGGGUAGGCAGCUGAAUUCCAUUUGCCUGCUCACAUGUGAGUGUUGCACCCACACUGCUCCUUGUGGGAAAUUCUGCUUUAUCACUAAAAAUACAACAAUCCUUUGUACAGAAAAGAUCCUUUGUACACAGAAAAUGGGAACUGCUUUAAGAAAAGAGCCGAGCCUUUUCACCCAAAAGAGACAAGUAUUUUGUUCUGCAUAUGCAGCUACUGCCCCUCCCACCAGACAUGCCUCGAGGUUUUGCCUCCAGCCAUCUUUUGUUUCUGUUGUGACAAGAUCAAGAAAUUGUUCAUCACGCCAUUCUCCUCUCCCUUUUCCUGAGGCUAGCAAGAUAUCGAAACCACAAGAAUGAGCCUGUCCCAGGGCAUAGCAGAUGCUAACUUAAGCAUGGAUAGGGGGCAGAGGCAGUGCAGAAGACUGUCAAAGAAAAAAAGAAAAAUGCUGUCUUCAUUCUUGGUUCAAUGGGAAACUUUUACCACAUCUUUGUCCUGACUAAAGUCUUGUAAUACCCACUUCAGGUUUGUUUGUGAAAUAGAAGAUUUGCUGGAGAAAAGAUAGUUGCAUGGACUUGUGGGUUGCUGUGCUAAAGGCAGAUCCACAUGCUGCAGGCACACCUGUUUAUCAGAUUGUUUCCCUAGGACCUUGCAGAAGCAAUGCUGGCAGACCCAGAAGUGGCUCAUGUGCCUUGCAGUGUGCAAGCUCAACAGCAGAACUUGCUUUGUUGUGAGUCUUUUGAGACUUCCAAAUUACAGAGUACAGUUUCCAAAAGCUGUGCCAAACUACUUACACAAGGUUGCUGCUUCAAAGUCACUUUCCUCCUCUUAGUCCAACAGGAGUAGGGCAGUCUGCAGCAUUGAUGUUAUCACCUGUUGAACCUCAUCAUUAAAUAAGGAAUGAAUAGUUCUGCUGUGGCAUGCCACUUCAUCUGAUAGAGGGAAUAAAUGUCAGGGAGGCAGAGGUGAGCCACUGACCUCAGCAGUGACAGUGGCCCCUUACCAUGAACAGAUCCACAUCUCAACACCUGGAGACCUUUGUCUUACGUGCUCAGUUAAUGAGUUCACCAGAGGAGUUCUGAGACACACAGCUGGAAGUCUCAACUGAGCUCUGGUUCCAGGGAGGAAGCCCUGCCCUGGAUCUGAAACACGGAGCUCUGCAGCCAGACAGAUGCACCCAUUUAGCACGUUAAUGCUGGGAAGCAGACAGGUUCAACAGCAAAUCAGGAAUGCCAGAGGCAAGGGUUGUUCUGAAAGAGUAUACCCACGCCUGUCCUGUGGGAAAACCAAUGUUUAGUACAAUCAGAUUCCAGGAUGCUUUACUUAUUCCACUUAAGCAGCUCCAGGUAAUUGGGGGCAGGGAGUGUUAAAAGGCAUGCAAGGAAAUUUAUUCUGAAAACUACAGAAGGGGAUUCAGAGCUCUGCACAAUUUAUCUGCAACUAAAAUACUUGGGUGACAGUCAAAACUCCUGAAUUCACAUAAUGGAGCUGUUUUCCAAACUGACAAACUGAAAGGAACUAACCCUAAUAAACAUGUAGAAACACCAAAGUUAACUCAUUCCAUCUGAAAAGAUUUAGAAAAAACAACUGGUUUAACUGUCAGUGUUCUUGAUACUCUUCAGGUUUAAUUUCCUCUUCACCAGUUAGUCAAAGCUCCCUCCAACUUUCAGAUAAAAAUGUUUCAAAGAUUAUACUAACCCCUUUCUGCCAGAUAGGUUUUAAUUGUAUUAAUGAAAACUAUUUAAUUCCUCACAACAAUAACUAGAUGGUUCAUGUCUUUUUAAAAAAAAAAAAGUUAGUGUUUCAUGUUUCUAUGUCAUGCCUUUGGAGUAAACACCAUCCUUUCUCCAGUCAUACUUAAAUUCAUUGUUCAUUUAGAAUAAAUAUAUCAAGUCAAGUACA
Oenanthe melanoleuca is the source of this 6689-nucleotide messenger RNA. RefSeq names its product nuclear VCP like (gene NVL). The record is from RefSeq and is a predicted model, not a curated record. Gene Ontology annotation, cellular component: nucleus. Gene Ontology annotation, biological process: ribosome biogenesis. Lineage: Eukaryota; Metazoa; Chordata; Aves; Passeriformes; Muscicapidae. Bases 48 to 2618 code for a protein of 856 amino acids. The transcript has 23 exons. Gene Ontology annotation, molecular function: ATP hydrolysis activity; RNA binding; preribosome binding.